Messenger RNA from Cyclocybe aegerita, 1197 nucleotides. NCBI's taxonomy places the organism in Eukaryota, Fungi, Basidiomycota, Agaricomycetes, Agaricales, Hemipholiotaceae. The record is from the annotation of a GenBank genome assembly.
AUGCCUAUCAGAUACCACCAGCUUGUAACUUAUGAAAGCGGCCCAAAUAGCACUUAUGAAGAGCCAAAGCUCCACUCCUCACCCGGCUACUCCUCCGAAGGACCGUUGGAUGUGCAGGCUGAUGUUGAGGACCCAAUCAAAACUGAAAACAAGCGAAGGCGACGAGCUCUACGCUUUGGGUUCCUCUCUCUCCUGGCCGCCCUUUACAUGACUUUCUUUGUGGCCAAAUCUUUCCUUUCGGGAGGGUUUAUAAGGUCUUGUCACGGUAAACACCGUAUCGGCAAACACGGGGUGCAUCAGAAUGCGACCUCUGCCAAACUUCCUACAUAUUUUACCCUGCCCUCUGGUGACAAAAUACCAGCGAUUGCCCUAGGUGUUUGGCGUGCUGCGCCUGGUGAGGUCGGAGAGGCAGUCAAGGCUGCGCUCAAAGUUGGUUAUAGGCAUGUAGAUGAUGCCUGGAUCUAUGGUAACGAACGCGAGGUUGGAGAGGCCAUUAGAGCGAGUUCUGUUCCUCGCAAAGACAUCUGGCUCACCUCAAAACUAUGGAACACUUUUCACGCCCCGGAAGAUGUUGAACCAGCACUCGACGAGUCCCUGGCAAGGCUCGGAACGGAUUACCUUGACUUGUAUCUCAUCCAUUGGCCUGUCGCGUUCAAGAAAGGUGGAAAUACAGUUGACUUCGAUCUCACAGAAAACCCGUAUCCAACCUGGCAAAAACUUGAGCAAAUGGUAGAGAAAGGGAAAGUGAGAAACAUUGGGAUUAGCAACUUUAACAUUCGACGCAUCCAGAAUUUAACCUCCAACCCAUUGAAAAUCCAACCUGCUGUCAAUCAAGUCGAACUAAGCUACUGGAACCCGCAACCAGAGUUGGUAAAGUGGUCGAAAGAGAAUGGGCUGCUUCUUGAGGCCUAUUCUCCUUUAGGAAGUGCCGAAAAGGUGAAGGAAAGCCUUGAAAUCCCUGAGGUGCUGGUGAUUGCAAAAGAAACAGGAUUGACCCCAGCUCAAGUCUAUAUAUCUUGGCAUAUCCAACGCGGGACUGUUGUUCUCCCCAAGAGUGUCCACCCCGUUCGUGUCGAAGAGAAUUUCCAUGUCGCUCCUCUGUCCUCGGACGCCUUCGAAAGGCUGGAAAAGGCAGCAACCAGCCACGAGCCAUUUAGGGCUGUCGAUCCUCAUUGGGGUAUUGACAUCUGGAAUUGA